Emericellopsis cladophorae is the source of this 2040-nucleotide messenger RNA. RefSeq names its product Sodium- and chloride-dependent GABA transporter-like protein. NCBI's taxonomy places the organism in Eukaryota, Fungi, Ascomycota, Sordariomycetes, Hypocreales, Bionectriaceae. The record is from RefSeq and is a predicted model, not a curated record. The transcript has 2 exons. Gene Ontology annotation, cellular component: membrane. The coding region runs from base 1 to 2040 and encodes 679 amino acids. Gene Ontology annotation, biological process: sodium ion transmembrane transport.
AUGGGCUUCGCAAACAAGAUCCUCCACGUGCUGUCCCCUCCAGGGGACACGGAGUCGGACGGGCGCGACAAGUUCCCCAACCGCCUCUCGUUCAUCCUCGCGGCCGUUGGCGGUGCCGUGGGCCUGGGCAAUGUCCUCCGCUACCCGUCCGUCGUCUUCCAAAACAGCGGCCUCCAGUGGUUCAUCCCGUACCUCAUCGCCCUCAUCUUCCUCGGCCUCCCCGUCCUGCUGCUCGAGCUCAGCCUGGGCAACGCCUACCGCGCGGGCGUCGUCACCUCUUUCAACGGCAUUAACCGUCGCGCCAGGGGUGUCGGCCUCGGCGUCGUCCUCACCGGCUACAUGGUCGUGUGCUACUAUGUGCCCAUCCUCUCGUGGGUCAUGCACUACUUCCGCUCCUCAUUCCAGAGCCCGCUGCCCUGGGACGGACGCGGCAACGAGUUCUACCUGCAGGACGUCAUCGCCAACAAGGACCCCAUCCCCGGCGAGAUCAACGCCGCCGGCGACGUCGUCCGCUACACCGUCUACCCGGGCAGCGGCAUGGUCGGCGAGACGGUCGGCUGGACGGCCUUUAUCUGGUUCUGCGUCUGGCUCAGCAUGUUCAAGGGCGUCGGCGUCACGGGCCGCGCCAUCUACUUCACCAUGGGCCUGCCCAUUGUCAUGCUCAUCAUCCUGCUCGGCCGCUCCGCCUCGCUCGACGACGCCGUCGUCGGCAUCCGCUACUACUUUGCCGAGUGGCACGGCGAGAAGCUGGGCAGCGGCAAGAUCUGGCAGGCCGCCUGCGGUCAGAUCUUCUUCUCCAUCGGCGUCGGUUUUGGCUACUUUACCACCUACUCGUCCUAUAGCUCGCGCUUCGCCAACAUUGUGCAGGACACGCUCAUCAUCGCCUUCAGCAACUCCAUGUUUGAGAUUGUCGCCGGCUUCGUCGUCUUCAGCAUCGUCGGCUUCCUCGGCCUCGACCCCAACAACCCGGACGACGAGACCGCGGUCGGCACCUUCACCGUCGGCUUCCUCACCUACCCGCUCGCCCUCAGCCAAAUGUCCGGGUCCAACUUCUUCUCCGUCGUCUGGUUCCUCACCAUUGCCCUGCUCGGCAUCAGCUCCUCCGUCGCCCUCAUCGAGUCCCUCGUCACCAUCCUCAACGAGAGCCUGCUCGGCAACCACGUCAAGCGCUGGAAGACGGCCUCUGCCGUUGUCUUUAUUUCCUUCCUCAUCUCCCUCGUCUACUGCACCCAGUUUGGCUACUACUUCCUCGACGCCGUCGACACCUGGGUCAACAACAUCACCCUCCUCCUCAUCGUCUGGUCCGAGAUUGUCGCCAUGUCCAUCCUCUACCGCAAGCCCGAUGUCUGCGACCAGGUCGGCAAGGUCGCCUUUUACCUCUACACGGCCACCUACGUCCUCUCCAUGUUCCUCGGCGUCGUCGUCGGCCAGGCUGUGUCGCCAGCCGCCGGCGCUGGCGUCGGCUUUGGCAUCUUCGUCGUCGGCACCGUGGCCAGCGUCCUCCUCGCCCGCACACCAACCUCGGUCGCCCCCCGGUUCUUUGGCCGCAGCGCAAUCAUCAGCAAGUGGUGGUGGCUCGCCUUCUACUCCACCAACCAGCUGCGUCGUGACUUUAACGUCAUCCUCAGCCACGGCGGCAACUGGCGCAUCCCCAUGUUCUGGGGCCCCGUCAUGCGCUACAUCUCCGCCCCCAUCCUCGCCAUCAUCGCCUCCUUUGCCUACCCGGAUUUCUACGCACGCGGCCGCCUCGACCCUCUCCACAUUUGCGGCUUCACCUUUGCCCACGUCGCCCUCUUCUUCGCCGUCGCCGGUCUUAUCGUGCCCCGUGCCUUUGACGUCUUUGUCCAGCCUGACCGCCGCAACGAGAGCAAGAUCACCGCCGCGCCCCAGGCUCUUAUGCCGGGCUUUGUCGCGCGCGUCCACGAGGCCCGCAACGGUGUCGUCCACGGAGAGGAGGCUGGUACCUAUGAUAAUACCUAUGAUAAUGGUACGGAGCAUUCUGGAAGCGGACACGGGAAUGGGAAGAAGCAUGAAGGGUAA